AUGGCCGGAACACUUGUUGAGAGGAUCGUCCCUCAGACUUAUACCUCCCUUGCCACCAAAAUCGAUAAUUCCGCUCGACCUCGCAGCCAGUCUAACCUGGAAGCUGCCUUCUCCCCCGUCAACAACGACGGUUGUUUUGAUUUUGAUCGCGUACUGAAAAGCGGUUACGUACAGAAGCGGACACAAAAGACGAAGAAAUGGAAACCUGUUUACCUUGUACUGCGACCGAAUACUCUAUCUCUGUAUAAAAACGAAACCGAAGACCGACUUCGACACCAACUUUACCUCUCUGAGAUCACAGCUGUUGCUGAGCUGAAGGAUCCCAAGCACAAGCGUGAGAAUGUUUUCGGCAUAUUUUCUCCUUCUCGCAACUACCAUUUCCAAGCCAGCUCCGCCCAGGAUGCUCGGGAAUGGAUGGACUUUAUACGGAGAGAUGCACGCAUUGACGAAGAGGAGGACGAGAUGUUCCUAGCUAGCCCCCGGGCCGACCAACAGCCCAACAGUGGCAUCAAGCCAGUUUCCAUUAACGAAAAUGCGCCAAACGAACACGAGCGCUUCCUUUCCAGCUCCCCAGAACCAAUGUCAUCUGCUCCCAGAUACGUUACUUCGGCAGGUGGCAGGAGAAGAUCGUCGGUGCUAGAGUCUUCGGGAAUGUCGGGUGCCGAGUUCGCAUCCCACUCCGAUCUUUCCGACAACGAAGCGUUCCGUCCCCAGGAUUCUUCCUUUGACAGCUUGGCUGUUAAAUCGCCCAGCAAUGUAACUCCGGAUGCGGCUCGCCCUGCAGGUCAAGGCAUUCGGUCGCUGAGCCAAACAAGCGUGUCUAAUGUUGAGCAGGAUCCUGACCGCGUCAUAUGGCAAGGUCGACUCUACCUGUUGCGUCACAGACGUGGUAUGCGACAGUGGAAGGAUAUGUGGGCCGUGCUUCGACCACGCAAUCUCAUUCUCUAUAAGGACGAAUCUGAAUAUACCGCACGAUGGAUUCUACCACUAUCCGCCGUCGUCAACGUGGUCGACCUUGAUCCUCUCAGCAAGAACAAGAAGCAUUGUUUGCAGGUCAUCACCGAGGAGAAGAGUUAUCGCUUCUGUGCUCACGAUGAGGAAGCCCUCGUCCGCUGCAUUGGGGCUUUCAAGAGUUUACUCGCCAAACGCCGUGAACUUGAGGCUCGAGCUGCUGCCACAGCCAUAUGA
Messenger RNA from Fusarium sp. VM40, 1188 nucleotides. The record is from the annotation of a GenBank genome assembly. Lineage: Eukaryota; Fungi; Ascomycota; Sordariomycetes; Hypocreales; Nectriaceae.